AUCACAUCUGGACGGCCCUGGUGGCCGUGUGGAUUAUUACGAUCACCAGCCACGCGAAAGAACAAUUUAAUUACGACAAUGCAACGAUCGAAAGUACGAUAAAUUAUCCAAUAACUUACGAGAAAUCAGUACCGCCACCGCAUGAUUUGUCAUCCAGUUCGCUGAUUCCGUUACCCAGUUCACCGACUUGGAAUUCCAUUAUUGCAAAUAGUUACCGUAUAAAAAAUUUUAAAAAUAAUAAUACCAACAACAAACUUUAUGGUUCAACAAUUAAAAUUAUAAAUAAAAAUUCUUCAAUCGGUAUAUCGGAGCCAGAUGUAAGAAAAUUCGGGUCGAAAAAACGUUCGACGGUCAGUAAAUUUAUUGAUGGAAAAGAUUAUCAGGAGUUAUAUAGAACUAGAGCAAACAAAACGAACCAAGGUGAGGACGGAUUAAAAUUAUUGUCAAAUCCAUCGGGUGAUAAAUUUAAAACUGUUGACAUUAUAAACCCGAAAACGACAUACGGUAAUCCAUUACCGGAACCAAUUGAUGGAGUGAGUGAAAUAAAAAGUUAUUUAAUCGCAUCCCCAUCACACGUUUCUUUAGCAGACUCCAGUAAUAACAAUAGCGAUAUAAUAAAAUGUUGUGUUCAAACGCCUGAGGAAAAUUCAACUGAUGUGAAUAUGCUAAAAGUUUCAUCCCACAAAGUCACGUAUUCAGAAACUAGAGUGAAAAGUUAUAAUAAUAAAUAUAACCAUAAAAAUAACAAUGGAUACGAAUUUGAGGAUGUGAAAAAUAAAGGAAAUAAAGAAGAAACUAAAAGUAAAAUUGAGACACUAGAAGACAGACAUUUUGAUGCCCCAAGUGUUGAAGUCAAAAAUACAUCUGCUGAUAACACGUCAGAAAUAUAUAAGAGUUUGUUGCUUUCGUUGCUGAGAAAGGGAAAAAAUGAGGUUACAAGUCAGCGAAAUUCAUCAGAUUUCGCGAAUAAUAAAGUUUUGAGCAGCGGAAAUCAUGUAAAAUUGUUAAAUAUGAACACAAGUUUAAAGGGUAUUAACCAUCGGACAGACAUCAACUUCCAAGAGCGAGUUAGCGUUAAAGUAACGGGAAAUUUGUUGGAAAAGUUAGUACGUGAUAAACCACAAACAAGCUUGGCUAAUGAAAAGUCUCGAGGUAACAAUCAAGAGUCUAGAGUGAAGCUAUUUGUUACCGACAAACCAUUUCGUCUAAUGCCUCUUGAUACUAGUCAACUUACUUCUUACUCAGAUAAAAACACAACAUCGAUUUCGGCUUUAUCGAAAAUCCACAGCAGUGACUUCAAUGUCACUCUUCCAUCGCCAAUUAAUUAUUUUUUGAAUAAUAACAACAGUAAAAAUAAUAAUGACGGCUAUGAUAUCGGAUCCGUUAAUAAAAAUGAUGAACGACAAUUUUCUACUCGAUCGUUCAAUAGCGAGUCUGAUAGAAUUAAUGAGACAAAUGUUACUGCCGGUACUGCAACAACUUAUAGCAGCCUCGCUAUCAGUGCAUUGGAAAUCAAUGAAGAGACAAUGGAAAAUUCCGUCACGGCAAUUACAAUCAAGGAUAAUAAAAAUAUUGGACGUAUAAUUAAGAAACAAGAAUUUGAAAUCAAUACUCGCCUCUCGGCGAACAGUAAUAAAGCUAAUUGGGAAAUUAAAAGUAUGCUUUCACCAAAAAGUAUUAAUAGAAGACCGUUUAUUUCGAUGGAGAUACUGCGACAUAAAAAGUCGAGUAAUUUAAUGAAUACUUCGGACAACAAGACAAUGAGCAAUGUAACAUUUGGGGUUUCUGCUGACGAAACUGAGUCCAAUGGAAUAACAGAAAAUAUUUCUGAAACUAUCUUACGAACUGACGAAAAGCGGCUUCCGAGUCAUCUGCGGAAUUUGGGUAGACCAUCAGAACUUUUAAACCCACUUGACUUGUUGAAUUCAACAUCAUUGUCCGUGGAAUCAGGAACUGAAGCACGAAAUUCGUUGCCACCGAAAGAUAUUUCGACAGAAGCUGGCAACCCACAAAGCUCGGAAAUCAAUGGCAGCAUACACGAAAGUACCACUCACCCUCUUCACGCUCGUAAUUCUGGUACUUUCCAUCAAACUGACAGUGAUCCCGGUUAUUAUGGAGAAAAUGUUGCGUUUAACGAUUAUCGAUUACAAGCUAGUAGACCUUUGACGGUAACUGAAUUUACAACGGAAAUAAGUCAAGUCGAACGUGCGAAAAUGGGAAUAGAUUUAUUGAGCAACGAAACUAAAACGACACCUCUGGGAAAUACAAAAGCUAGUGGGACCAAAGCUAUGGAUAAAUCGGCACUUUCAAGCUCUGCUAGCACCAGCCGCAGAAAUGACUCACAAAUUUUCAGUGAAAAAUGGGAACAUGGGUCGCUGUUACCACCCAGUGAGCAACCAAAUGCCAAUCAGACAAUUAAUGACGUGAAUAGAGUUAAUGCAGGUUCUACUAUAAGUUCUACUAGCGCUAAACGAUUUGGUGAACAAACCGGUAAAAUUGGAACUAAUCACCAGCAAAGCGGAAUAAAUGCAAAUAAUAAUUUAACGUAUAGUCAAAAUAAUCCAGGGGUUGCUGGUGCUCGAGCUACGGGGUUUGAUAAAGUUGGUAUGAAUGAAAACUCGAGUUCGGUUGCGGUUAAUCAAUGGCCAGUGAAACACAGCGCUAUCGUUGAGGGUGAUUUGGUGCUCGGUGGUUUAAUGAUGGUACACGAGAGAGAAGACACCAUUACAUGUGGCCCCGUUAUGCCACAGGGAGGCGUGCAAGCACUUGAAGCGAUGCUAUUCACGUUGGAUUGGCUUAGUAAACGGCAAUUUAUUCCCGGUGUUAAAAUUGGCGCCCACAUUCUCGACGACUGUGACAAGGACACUUAUGGAUUAGAAAUGGCUGUUGACUUCAUUAAAGGAUCUAUAAGCAAUAUUGAUGGUGCCGAAUACCACUGCAACAAAAGCACUGUUCGAAAAGUUAUCAGUGGAGUUGUUGGAGCAGCUUCUUCUGUAACUUCUAUUCAAGUUGCUAAUCUUUUAAGACUUUUUCGAAUACCACAAGUAUCUUUUUUUUCGACCAGUCCAGAGCUAUCAAACAAACAACGUUUCGAAUAUUUUACCAGGACAAUACCAAGCGAUCACUAUCAAGUAAAGGCCAUGGUUGAUAUCAUCAAAGUUAUGAACUGGAGUUAUGUCUCUAUUAUUUACGAAGAAAGUAAUUACGGGAUCAAAGCUUAUGAAGAGUUGGAAGAACUUCUUGCCAAGUAUCAGAUUUGCAUCGCUAUUAAAGAGAAACUCGUAAAAGAUUCAGGGGUCGCUGAAGAGAUUGCUUACGAUAAUAUAGUACAGAAGCUAUUGACUAAACCACGAGCAAGAGGAUGCAUAAUAUUUGGCUCGGACCAGGAAGUCGCUGAGAUGAUGAGAGCGGUACGACGUAAUAAUGCAACUGGUGCGUUUUACUGGAUAGGAAGUGAUGGUUGGAGUGCCCGCGGGCUUGUUAGCAAUAAAAAUGAGGCUGAGGUCGAGGGUACUUUGUCGGUACAACCGCAAGCUAACCCGGUUGUCGGAUUCGAAGAGUAUUUUCUUAAUCUUACUGUUGAAAAUAAUAGACGGAAUCCUUGGUUUGUUGAAUUUUGGGAAGAUCAUUUUCAAUGCCGCUAUCCAAAUUCCUCACUUACGCCAUACAAUAAAAAAUAUAAGACAGCAUGCACGACUAAAGAAAGACUCACCAAGCAGAACACAGCAUUUGAAGAUCAGCUGCAAUUUGUCUCCGAUGCAGUAAUGGCAUUCGCUUAUGCAUUCAGGGACAUGCAUGAUGAUCUUUGUCAUGGAGAACUAGGUCUCUGUGAUGCCAUGAAACCAACAAAAGGCACCGAGCUAUUAAAAUAUUUACGCAAAGUCGAAUUCAAAGGUCUCAGUGGUGAUAAAUUUCACUUCGACAAAAAUGGAGACGGACCCGCCAGAUACAAUAUCAUUCAUUUCAAACAAGUAUCCCCCGGUAAAUAUAAAUGGGUACGUGUCGGAAAAUAUUUAGAAGGUGAACUGCGACUUAAUAUGUCAGAGAUUCAAUUCCGGAUGGAGAAUUCCGAGACUCCAGAGAGCGUGUGCUCACUUCCUUGUAGAAUUGGCCAAGCAAAAAAAUACGUCGAAGGAGAAAGCUGCUGCUGGCAUUGUUUUGAUUGUACUCAGUAUCAAAUACGACAUCCCGAUGAUCAAACUCGUUGCAUUCAAUGUCCCCAGGGUACAGUACCCGACGAGACUCAUUCCUACUGUCGCGAUAUCCCCGAAGAAUUUUUAAAAUUCGACAGCGCAUGGGCCAUAGGCGCAAUGACAUUUUCUACAAGUGGAAUACUUGUAACUUUAUUUGUUGGCGGAGUAUUUUUAAAACAUAACGACACCCCUAUUGUUCGAGCUUCUGGUCGGGAACUAUCCUACGUUCUUUUGACGGGUAUAUUGUUAUGCUACUUGGUAACAUUCACUUUAAUUCUAAAGCCGACGGACAUUGUUUGCGGCAUUCAAAGAUUUUCAGCAGGAUUUUGUUUCACGGUAGUCUAUGCAGCGCUUUUGACAAAAACAAAUAGAAUAUCCCGGAUAUUUAAUAAGAGCAAAAGAAGUGCUAAGAGACCAUCAUUUAUAUCUCCACGAUCGCAGCUCAUCAUUUGCUCGCUUCUUGUUGGAGUGCAGAUACUGAUAAAUAUCGUGUGGAUGGCAAUUGAUCCGGCGAAAGCCCGACAUCAUUAUCCCACUCGUGAAGAUAAUCUCCUUGUGUGCAAUAGUUAUAUCGAUGCGAGCUACAUGAUAGCUUUUACUUACCCUAUUAUUUUAAUUAUCGUCUGCACAGUAUACGCGGUCUUGACACGUAAAAUACCUGAGGAUUUUAAUGAAAGCAAACAUAUUGGAUUUACAAUGUAUACAACAUGUGUAAUCUGGCUGGCUUUUGUUCCUCUGUACUUCGGUACCGGGAAUCAUGUCGCACUUAGAAUAACGUCAAUGUCCGUAACCAUAAGUCUCUCGGCAUCAGUAACUAUCGCUUGUCUCUUUAGUCCCAAGUUAUACAUAAUCUUAAUACAUCCCGAGAGAAACAUAAGACGAGGAAGAGGACCUUUUGCUGCUCCGAAGCAUUCAACAGUUGCGAGGACCAAUGCCUCCAGUAUGAUAUCGACAGUAACACUGACGGCUGUCACUUGUGAUCAGAACAAAGCUAUCAGAGGGCAUUCCAAUGUCACUACUAAUGAUUGUUCUACACAAAGUGAGAUGUAUGAAAUAGAAUUGAAAGAUUGCAAGAACGGAAAACCAGGGGCUGGAGUGACAAGAUCAACGCAGACGGCACUGAACAACAAUGAAACAACAAUAAUUUCACCAGAGAAGGAGGAUAAUAAAUUAAAUGAACUAGGAUCUGUUAAGUCGUUGAAUAAUAUUAAGAUGGGAAAUGGUCCGGGUGUUAAUAAAAAAGAUGUCGCUUUAUAGCAGAGCACUGGGUCACUUAUUAUUCGGACUGAACUUCCCGAUGCUCUUCUUCACACUAAUCUCAUACCUAUUUCUAAGGAACCUGUUCAAGUAUAAUAAUAAUAUUAUUAUUAUUAAAUUACAUAUCUGCUGAAAUAUUUGUGGUUAAAACGUUAAAAUUUAUGUAUAUAUUUAUAUAGAUAUUAGGGUGUGUAAAAUAAAAAUGAUUUUUUUUUCUUUAGGUCCCAUAGACUCAUAAGUUUCUUUGGGACCUAAAAAAACUACUAAAAAAUCAGCUCAAUAUCUCGAAAAUUGAGUAACUUUUUUGGAUUGUAGUUACGGACAUGACUAUUAGUGACAUUUUUGUAGCGAAUGAGAUUUUCUGUAAAGGUACGAGAGUCAAAACCGGAAAAAAAAAUUUUUUCAUUGAUUUUUAAAUGAGAAAAUAAACUUGUAAACCGCCAGCACAAUUUUCGAGCUAUCGAAGUGAUUUUUUAGGAUUUUUUUGAGGUCCCAAAGAAACUUCUGAGUCUAUGAUACCGAAAGAAAAAAAAUCAUUUUUUUUUACGCAUCCUAGUAUAUAUGUAUAUUAGGGUGGGUUGAAAAAAAAACUUUUCUUAGCAUGGGGGUAGAAUUUGUACCUUAUAAAAAAAAAAAAUUUUUCAAGAAAAAAAAAAUUUUUUUACUCAACAUUUUGAGGUGGCUCACUCGUUUUUAAAAUAAAUAAUUGAUCAAACGGGGUAGUCCCAACGAAAAAAAUUACAUGGUGUUCUACAAUCUGUAGGGUGUCCCCUUGAAAGCUAAUUGAAAGUCAGGAGUUGAAAAAAUUUUUUUCCUAUUAUUUUUGUAAUUUAAGUAAAAAAUUCAAAAAUGAAAAGCAUUUUCUUUUGAAUUAAAAUGAAAGUGAAGUAAAAAAAAAUCACAUUCGACAAUUAUUAGAUGUUUUCCACGAUUUUGGACGAAAAAAAAUUUUUUUCGUUGGAACUACCUCGUUUAAUCAAUUAUUUAUUUAAAAAACGAGUGGGCCACCUCAAAAUGUUAAGUAAAAAAUUUUUUUUUUUCUUGAAAAUUUUUUUUUUUUUAUAAGGUACAAAUUCUACCCCCAUGCUAAGAAAAACAAAAAAAAAGUUUUUUUUCAACCCACCCUAAUAUAUAUAUAUAUAUUAUAUAUAAUAUAUAUAUGUAUAUCAUACUA
Microplitis mediator is the source of this 6624-nucleotide messenger RNA. It is a transcript of the gene Glurb, whose product is annotated as metabotropic glutamate receptor 2-like. The coding region runs from base 663 to 5450 and encodes 1595 amino acids. Gene Ontology annotation, cellular component: membrane. Gene Ontology annotation, biological process: G protein-coupled receptor signaling pathway. Gene Ontology annotation, molecular function: adenylate cyclase inhibiting G protein-coupled glutamate receptor activity. The record is from RefSeq and is a predicted model, not a curated record. The transcript is spliced from 15 exons. NCBI's taxonomy places the organism in Eukaryota, Metazoa, Arthropoda, Insecta, Hymenoptera, Braconidae.